Molecule: messenger RNA, 1629 nt
Organism: Lathyrus oleraceus (garden pea)
Lineage: Eukaryota; Viridiplantae; Streptophyta; Magnoliopsida; Fabales; Fabaceae
Product: zinc finger BED domain-containing protein RICESLEEPER 2-like
Exons: 2
Coding region: 1-1629 (542 amino acids)
Molecular function (GO): DNA binding; protein dimerization activity
Source: RefSeq, a predicted model, not a curated record
AUGCAUGAACGUGCAUUUAGUAUUGUUGAGGAAGAAGGUUUUCAUUUUAUGAUGAAGUGUUAUAAUAUUUCAUAUGAGAAAAUUAGUCGAAAGACAUUGAAGAAUGAUUGUAUUGCUGUUUAUGAAGCUGAAAGAAAAAAGUUGAAGUCUACUUUAAGGACAGUAAAUAAGAUUUGUUUGACCACUGAUUUAUGGAAGUCACAAAAUCAGAAGAUAGAAUACAUGGUGUUAUCUGGCCAUUUCAUUGAUGCUGACUGGGUUUUGCAGAAACGCAUUCUUAGUUUUGUUCAUGUUCCUCCUCCUCGGCGUGGUGUUGAUAUUGCUGAUGUUAUCUUCAAAUGUCUUAAAGAUUGGGGUAUUGAAAAUAAAAUAUUUAGUGUGUCAGUGGAUAAUGCACAUUACAACGAUAGAUGUUUGAAAGAGUUAAAAGUUCUUAUUUUAAGGCACCGGAAAUUAGUGCUAGAUGGAAAGUUAUUUCAUGUGCUUUGUUGUGCGUAUAUACUAAAUUUGCUUGUUCAAGAUGGUAUUGGGAAAAUAGCAAAAAUAGUUGAAGACGUGCGUGAAAGUGUGAAGUUCAUCAAUCAGUCUGAAGCAAGGUUGCAAACAUUCUCACAAAUAGUUCAACAACUAAAGCUUGGUGGUAAAAAAUUAAUUCUUGAUUGCCCUACUCGUUGGAACUCCACCUAUCAAAUGUUGUCAGUUGCAAUGCAGUUCAAAGAAGUCUUCCCUCGUUUUCAAGAUCGAGAACCAAGCUAUACAACUCUUCUAGAUGAUGAUGAUUGGGAAAAGGUUGAAAAAGUUUCCAAGUUUCUAGAGGUAUUUAAUGUUGUUACAAAUAUUAUUUCAGGUAGUGAAUAUCCAACUGCUAACUUAUAUCUUGCUGAGGUAUUUCGAAUCAAACUAGUUUUAGAUCAAGCUAUCCAAGAUGAAUCUGAUUUUAUGAAAGAAAUGGCAAAAGCGAUGAAGGGAAAAUUUGACAAAUAUUGGAGCCAAUGUAAUCUUGUUAUGUCGCUUGCUUCUGUGUUGGACCCUAGGAUCAAAAUGAUGGGUGUUAACAUGUGUUUUCCCUUAAUUUAUCCAGAAGUUGAAGCUAGAAAAAAUAUAAAAAAUAUGCGUAUCACGCUUGAUGAUAUGUACAAAGAGUAUGCUGAUAUACUUAGUGAGCAUAGUGAAGAAGGAUCUAGUAGAAGUGGUGUUGAUCAAAAUGAGCUUAUUUUGGAGUCACAAAAAUCCUUUGGGUGGUCAUUGUUAAUGAAUUAUGUCGAAGAACAACAAGCAAUUCCUGCUGUAAAAUAUGAAAUUGAAGAGUAUUUGAAUGAGCCAACUUACAAACCUAAAGAUAACGGCCACAUGUCAUUUUGUGCCUUGGAAUGGUGGAAAUUGAAUUGUGGAAAAUAUAGAGUGUUAUCCCAUAUGGCAGCAGAUGUUCUUGCCAUUCCAAUAUCUACUGUGGCUUCGGAGUCAACCUUUAGCACCGGAGGGAGAGUUAUCGAUUCAUUUCGAGCUUCUUUAAGUUCAUCUACUGUCGAAGCUUUAAUUUGUGGUGGUGAUUGGCUUCGAAUAUUGCAUGGAAUUAGGAACAAACCUAAGGUGGAGCAAGUGCAAACAGAAAUUACAUUACUCCCUUGA